Messenger RNA from Pleurotus ostreatus (oyster mushroom), 924 nucleotides. RefSeq names its product Prohibitin-2, subunit of the prohibitin complex (Phb1p-Phb2p) (gene PHB2). The coding region runs from base 1 to 924 and encodes 307 amino acids. The record is from RefSeq and is a predicted model, not a curated record. NCBI's taxonomy places the organism in Eukaryota, Fungi, Basidiomycota, Agaricomycetes, Agaricales, Pleurotaceae. Gene Ontology annotation, cellular component: membrane; mitochondrion. Gene Ontology annotation, biological process: mitochondrion organization. The transcript is spliced from 9 exons.
AUGAACGGCCAGGAAGCAUUCAGAAGAAUUGCGAACCAGCUUCGGAAUGCAGGCGGCGGAGGCCCUAUACCUGGUGGCGCACCAAAGGGGUUCUUUGCAGGCGGAGGGCUGUUGGUCGCGCUUAUUGGCGGAGGCCUCUUGCUGAAUGCAAGUUUAUUCAAUGUCGAUGGUGGACACCGUGCUAUCAAGUAUACAAGGAUACACGGAGUCAAAGACGAAAUCUACAACGAAGGGACCCACCUAAUGCUACCAUGGCUUGAGUCUCCCAUCGUCUUCGAUAUACGCGCGAAGCCCCGCAACAUCGCAAGUUUGACCGGUACAAAAGAUCUGCAAAUGGUUAAUAUCACUUGCCGUGUUCUGUCUCGGCCGGCGGUGAAUGCUCUUCCCACAAUAUAUCGGGAAUUAGGCAAGGACUACGACGAACGGGUGUUACCUUCUAUUGUCAACGAGGUCUUGAAGAGCGUGGUCGCCCAAUUCAAUGCGAGCCAGCUGAUUACACAGCGUGAAAUGGUUUCGAAGUUUGUCCGAGAAAACUUAACAAGGCGUGCCCUACGCUUCAACCUUGUUCUAGAUGACGUAUCUAUAACUCAUGUUGCCUUUUCUCCGGAGUUCACGCAUGCCGUCGAAGCGAAGCAGGUCGCUCAACAAACUGCCCUCCGUGCUGCCUUCCUCGUCGAUCAGGCAAUACAAGAAAAACAAUCAAUCAUUGUACGAGCACAGGGUGAAGCUAGGAGUGCCGAGCUAAUAGGGGAAGCCAUGCGUACCAACAAGGGUUUCCUUGAGCUCCGUCGACUCGAAGCUGCACGGGACAUUGCCAAUCUACUAGCAUCAUCAGGGAACAAAGUCAUGCUGGACUCUCAGAGUUUGUUGCUCAAUGUGACUGGUGAUGACGCGAAGGAGCUCUUGAAAGCAGGCAAAAAGUAG